AUUGAUAAGCUGUUUGACCAGUCCAAGGCCACCUUACAGUUUCACCAACCUCAGAGGUUUCAGGAUAAGCUGUGGCAGUUGUGCAGUCUGCUGGAGUGUCUGUUUGGCUGUCUGGUGGGAGCUAACGUGUACAUGACACCCCCGGGCUCACAAGGGUUAGCACCUCACUAUGAUGAUGUGGAGGUGUUCAUUCUGCAGUUGGAGGGAAGGAAACACUGGCGUUUGUACACGCCCCCUGUUGAUCUUCCCAGGGACUACAGCAGAGAUUUGGAGCAGGACAAUAUUGGCCAGCCCACACAUGAUUUUGUCUUAGAGGCAGGAGACAUGUUGUACUUCCCCCGUGGUACAGUUCACCAGGCCGACACCCCCGCUGGCUCGCAACACUCCACACAUGUCACCAUCAGCACGUACCAGCACAAUUCAUACGGUGAUCUCCUGAGUUCAGCCCUCCCCAUACUGGUUCAGACUGUGAUGGACAGGGAUGUAGGGUUUAGGAAGGGUCUGCCUGUUGGAGCACUCAGUACAGUGGGGAUUCCGUCUAUGGGACAGGUACACGGUGAGAUAAUCCCUGGUGCCCCACCCAACCUGAACAGCUUUGUAAAGAUGAGGUUUCCUGGCUACACAGCACUGUGUCUGCAUACAGCAGAGGAGACAGAUGAUGAUGAUGAAGAUGAUGAUGAUGAUGGAGAGGAUGAUGAUGAGAAUGAUGAAGAGUCAGAUGAUGAUGAUGAUGAUGAAGAGAAUGAUGAUGAUGAGGAUAGUGAUGCUGAUGGUGAUAAAGAAGAAGGUGAAGACAAUGACAAUGAGAGUGAUGAUGAUGAGAAGGAUGAUGAUGAAGAGGAAGGAGAAGAGGCAGAUAUGGAGAUGUCCACCAUGAGUGAAGCAGCGGAUGCCUCUGAUCCUGAGUGGGUGUAUCUGUACCACUGUCUACACAACAGGAGAGAGGAACACAUGAUGGGCUCCAGUAGUGGGCAGCCCCAGGGUCUGAAGUUCCCUGCUAAGUACCUGCCAGUCCUGCAGAAGUUGCUGAAGAUGAGGGAAGAUGACAGAGUCCAGGUGAAAGGUCUCGGACUGGAGUCUGAGGAGGAUGACCUACAGGUGGCAACCUACCUGUGGGCCGAGGGGCUCGUCCAGAUUUGUUAGGUCCAAUCUGAUAGUGUUGUCGUGUCUUCUCUAGCUCUGUCAGUUGUACUUGUAGCCACUUGAAUGGGAGAAAACUAAUGGCUAGUUUCUGGCAUGUCUUGCCUUAUUUCCUGCCAAGUUUUUAA
This is a messenger RNA of Branchiostoma floridae (Florida lancelet), 1268 nucleotides long. Its product is annotated as ribosomal oxygenase 2-like. NCBI's taxonomy places the organism in Eukaryota, Metazoa, Chordata, Leptocardii, Amphioxiformes, Branchiostomatidae. The record is from RefSeq and is a predicted model, not a curated record. Gene Ontology annotation, molecular function: histone H3K4 demethylase activity; histone H3K36 demethylase activity. Gene Ontology annotation, cellular component: nucleolus.